CUGAGCUGUAUAUGCUUCCGACCGUUAUUUCCAGGAACAAGCGAGCUCGACCAACUCUUCAAAAUCGUCACCAUUUUGGGAACGCCCAGUAAGGAGGAUUGGCCGGAAGGAUAUCAAUUAGCCACGGCAAUGAAUUUCCGUUUUCCACAAGCACCACCCGCCCCAAUGGAGACGAUUGUGAACACAGCCGGUAAGGAUGGUAUGAAACUGAUGAUGGAUAUGAUGCUGUGGAACCCGGAAAAAAGGCCCAAUGCUGCACAGUGCCUCAAGUACAAAUACUUCCAAGUGAACGAGAAACUAGGAGCCCCUGUUAUGAGCCAGCCAGCACCAGGAAGCACGAGAAAAACGAGUGCAGGCAGUACGCAGAGCGACACCAAGGCUGUCAUUGGCAAACAAAAGGUGGUCGCUAAGGAAUAUCCAGGUUCUGAAAACGUCUCGCCUCAAGGAAAACCGAUCGAACGUCACUUGAAUCGAAAUAUUCCAAUCAAUAAAUCGAAUCUGUUCGAAAAGCUCGAUGAAAAUGCAACAAAGCCGGAGAAGACAGAAGUAGUAAAGAACAAAUCGGGCGAGAAAAAGCCGGCCAAGGAGAUUUACUUGUCUAAAUCGAAAUUCAUCCCAGGAGCAGUACCUAAGGAAGGAGGUGGAAAUAACACGUUGGCUGUUGGUGGAGCACCAAGCGCUAAAAGUCGCUCAGCAGUACAGGCUAGGUUCGAAUACGCAUACGGUUAG
Molecule: messenger RNA, 729 nt
Organism: Cooperia oncophora
Lineage: Eukaryota; Metazoa; Nematoda; Chromadorea; Rhabditida; Trichostrongylidae
Source: the annotation of a GenBank genome assembly